CUAUAUAUAAGUGCUGCAAUUUGCUUAAGUUCUUAAACAAGAUAAACAAAUUACAAAUUCUAAAAUGGCUAUCAAUCUAGUUAUUGCCAUUGUGCUUCUGCCUCUGUUGUCGUUCUUGCUCUACUUCUGUAAGUGCAGACGCAAUGCCUUGUUAACUGAUUGGCCCCUGGUCGGCAUGAUGCCUGGCCUGUUUAUGAAUGUUCAUGACAUACACAACUUUGCUGCAUACGUUCUCCAAAGAAGCAACCUGACCUUCCAAUUCAAAGGGCCUUCUCUAGCCAACUUGAAUUUGCUCUGUACUUGUGAUCCUGCUAACAUCAACUACAUCUUGAGCAAGAAUUUCACAAAUUAUCCCAAAGGCCCCGAGUUUGCCAAGAUUUUUGAUAUACUUGGAGAUGGGAUCUUUAGUGCAGAAGGUCAUAUCUGGGAAGUCAGUCGCAGUACCACCAUGACCAUCUUCACUCAUGCAAAAUUUCAUCAUACAGUACUCGAGGCUGCAAGGCAAAAACUGGAGAUUGGGUUAGUUCCACUGUUUGAUCACGCGUCCAAACAUGGAAUUGAGUUGGAUCUACUUGACAUAUUUCAAAGACUUAAUUUUGAUAAUAUUUGUUCCUUGCUUUUAGACCAUGACCCUCAAACCCUCUCGGUUGAUUUGCCUUACCAUUUUUUCCACCGCGGUCUCAUGGAUGUUCAAGAGGCUUUGAUGUAUAGACAUAUACUUCCUGAAAGCAUUUGGAAGCUGCAAAGUCUGAUGGGAUUCGGUAAGGAAAAGAAAUAUAGCAAAGCCUGGAAAAAAAUUGAUGAAUUCAUGUAUAGAUGUAUAUCACUGAAGCGCCAACAAGUGGCAUCCAAAGUCUCUGAGCACAUGUCUGUAGCAGAUGAGGAUGAUAAACUAGACAUUGCAGCUGCUUUCUUGAAAUUCGCGGACAAGGAAAAGCCAGAAAACCCUGAUAAACUUAUGAGGGACACAAUGCUUAGUUUAAUUCUUGGUGGGAGAGACUCAUCAAGUGCAGGUCUAGCUUGGUUUUUUUGGCUUCUUUCAAAGAACCCCCUAGCAGAAUCCAAGAUUCUGGAAGAGAUCAACAAAAAUUUGCAACCGAAAGAAGUUAAAAGUUUGGUGCCUUUUAACAACAGGGAAGAUUUGCAGAAGCUGGUUUAUCUGCAUGGAGCUUUAUGUGAGGCUUUAAGACUCUACCCUUCAAUCCCUUUUAAUCACAAGUCUCCGACACAACCAGACAUUCUUCCAAGUGGCCAUCGCGUGGAGAAAGACUCUAAAAUCGUGUUGUCAUUUUACGCCAUGGCCAGAAUGGAGAGUAUAUGGGGAAAAGAUUGCUUGGAGUUCAAGCCCGAGAGAUGGUUAAACAAACAAGGAGGCAUUCUAAGUGAGCCUUCAUACAAAUUCACUGCUUUUAAUUCCGGGCCAAGACUUUGUGUAGGCAAGGACAUGGCCCUCACUCAGAUGAAGAUCUUUGCAGCAACCAUCAUACAUGGUUACAGCAUCAAGGUGGUCGAAGAUCAUCCCAUAGUCCAAAGUGAUUCCAUCAUUCUGGACAUGAAAUAUGGCUUAAAGGUCACAGUAGCUAAAAGAAGUGCAUGCUUGGCUGCUUCUGCAGAAUGAAGCUUUCGUGUUCUAGGAAUCACACUCACAACCUUUUCAUCUCUUUCCAGUAUAUUGCUACGUUUGUAUUCCAGUCCAGUUGCCUUAUUGGUGCUUAUUCUAAGAAGUGUGAGAAUAAACCUCUAUUAUCAUCUA
Messenger RNA from Daucus carota subsp. sativus, 1753 nucleotides. RefSeq names its product alkane hydroxylase MAH1-like. The record is from RefSeq and is a predicted model, not a curated record. The coding region runs from base 65 to 1618 and encodes 517 amino acids. The transcript has a single exon. Gene Ontology annotation, molecular function: heme binding; iron ion binding; oxidoreductase activity, acting on paired donors, with incorporation or reduction of molecular oxygen. Lineage: Eukaryota; Viridiplantae; Streptophyta; Magnoliopsida; Apiales; Apiaceae.